AUGGUGCAUGCAGGCGACGCUGCCAACGUUAGGAUCCCGACGAUGAUGCUUGCUUCCAGGGACGAGCCGGUGGAUGAUGUAAAGAGGUACGAGGAGAACCUGAAGGUUGCCAAGCAUGUUGAGGUCUUCGGCGACCAGAUCCACGGCUUCAUGAGCGCGCGCGGAGAUCUCAAGGACGCGAAGGUGAAGGCCGAGUAUGAGAGAGGCUACAAGCUCGCUCUGUUUCCAUGA
This is a messenger RNA of Anthostomella pinea, 231 nucleotides long. NCBI's taxonomy places the organism in Eukaryota, Fungi, Ascomycota, Sordariomycetes, Xylariales, Xylariaceae. The record is from the annotation of a GenBank genome assembly.